Cinara cedri is the source of this 35768-nucleotide messenger RNA. The record is from the annotation of a GenBank genome assembly. Lineage: Eukaryota; Metazoa; Arthropoda; Insecta; Hemiptera; Aphididae.
ACUUUUUGUAUGCAAAACCCGAUUUUAUGCUGUAAUUCUAAAUUUUAAGGAGUGUAUUAGUCUAUUGUCAAACCCGAAGGUAAAUAUCGUUUGUUUUUGUACGUUGAUUUUUUCUUAUCGAUAUGUUAAUUCUCAAGCGAGCUACGAAUAUGAAUAUAAAUAUCAUCGAGCCUGGCUUGAAAAUUAAAAUAUCCCUAGAAAAAAAAAAAAUCUAAAAAAUAUAACGACAUGAACCGAAUUAUACAAAAUUAAUACCGUAACAAGUACAACGAAUUCUCAGUUUUUUUCAUUUAUCAAAAAAAAAAAAUAAAAUUGGAAGAAAAAUAGAAAAAUGACCUUCUAAACGCUUCUAAAUGAUUUCUGGUAGAAAAGUUGUUUACACAAAAAAAAAAAAAUGCGCAUCGUAACAAAACCAAUACAUUCCUCGCUUAGCUAAGUAUUUAAAAAAAAAAAAAAAAAAAAUUAGUUAAAUUUCACGCAUUUUGACUGCAAUUAUUGGGAACGGGCGUCGGUAAUAAAAACAGUGAUCAAUGAGAACCCGUCCAAGAUGGGAAAACCAAUACAGGAUAUGCAGAAGUGUCGGAGACGAGAGGCAACACACGGUACAAGCAGUAGACGGUGAAGGAAACACGUUCGGAGGGCUAGUAUUUAAAGGCAAUGUAACAAACAAAACAAUAAAUAAAGGAAUGUUAUCUGAAAAAAUGUAGAUGCCCCGCCGCCGACGACGAUCAAGUUUGUAUUUUAUCGCUGCACCGGACGGAAUAAUAUUUGUAUAGUUAAUUUGUGACGCAGCAUCGGGAUAUUACAAUAUAAGUGUCUGUGUGUACACUAAUAGCGUGAAAUUAAUAAUAUUGUUUUAUUAAUUACGGGCUUUAUCCAGUGGCGCACCGAUAGGGCGGCAAGAUGGGUAACGAGCCACGGGCCCACGAUAUUCAGGGUCUCGAGACAUUAUUUUUCAGUGGAUGUACAGGUGAAUUGAAUACAGGCGACGGUCGUUGUUUCACUCAUUAAGUAACGCGAGUGGACGGACAAACGUAUGAGAACACGCCCCUUUUCCCUUUUAUUGCUCCAAACUGUGUAAAUCGGGCCCCGACCCGGAUCGUGCCUCCCGAUUCGGUCGAUCUAGUAUAUUUUGCCACAGGUAUUAGAAGUUCUAGUAAUCGCCACUAGGUUCUGCCCGUGCAAUGAAAAAUUGUCCAAAUAAAGUUGAUAGACAGAAAAAUUAUCAUUAUAUGCUAUUACCGUAAAUACCCGCACGGCAUAAAUAUUAACAACGAUGUUUUUUUUUCAUCCGUAUUAUCGAGGUAACCCAUAAAUCUAUGAAAAAUAAUACGAUUUAUAUAUUAAAAAUACCUAAAAAACCGAAUUUUCGGAAAUUGUAUUCAACCGGGGGGGGGGGCGGAUUUCAAUAGUUGUGGACUUUCUUCGAAUAACGUGGAACAACUUUCCAAAGUCUCGUGCUGAUUGGAUGAACGCACGGUGUGGCAAUGCAUAAAGGACGAACAGACAUACAUUCGUUUUUCUGUACACCGAUAUAAUGUAGAAGACACGGGCAGACUGUAAAUACAUUUUUUCUGUAUAAAAUUGAAAUCGUGUACAUUUGUCAAACCUACGGUUUAAUUGCGAUAUCGGUGAAAUUUCGCGCGCUCGACGUACAAAAAACGCGGAAAGCGGCCGUCUACUGUCGAACUUCGGCUCCUAGAGGAUAAGACAGACCAGACAAAUAUAACGAACAAAUACACAAACGAAAAAUGUACGCGUAAAAACAAAACGGAUAAACGAACGGGCGCGCCGUCCUGAAGGAUGACGCGGAGACGGGAUUUUCGAUAUUUUCAGAACGAAAAUUGAACUCGGUUGUUGUCGAUUUGGAUAGGAACAAUAGCGGGGACACGCGGGAGACACCGUAGUCGAACUGAAUUCCUUCCGUCGGACGCUGUUUUCGAAUGGAAUUUAUUUAUUUACCCGAGUAAAAAAAAACAAAUCAUUACAAUAAUCGUAGUGUUAAUAAUGAAAUCGUCGCGAGCCGCAGUUGUUGUGAUCGCGAGUGAUAAAAUCGCUGCCGCGGUCAACGUAGAAUUGUGUAAUUUUUUUUUUUUUUUACAUUAUUCGAUCGAACGCCAUAUAGUUUUAUUGUUUUAUUUAUUAUUAUUAUUAUUUUUUUUUUCUGUCGAAUCGGCGGCGCCGUUAUUCGGCGAUCGACGAGAGAGGACCCAUUAUAACAACAUACACACCGGGGACGGCGAGUGUUUAUUUAUUUGAAACAAAAAAAAAAAACAAGGAAAAAAAAACGUACGUACGUACGUUGGCAGGCCCGAGUGCUCGAACGGCCGCCACAAGGCGCGCGGGACAUUUUUUAAAUAGCUCGGCGGCGGCGGCGGCGAUCUGGACGCGGGCGCGUGUCAGUGUGUGUCUAAACGCGUACGGACGUACGCCCGCGUCCCAGUGUCCGACCCUCACGAGUACCGUGCGACUGUGCGCGCCGCGAACGUGCGACGGAAUAGUGCGCCGCGGCUUCGCGGUGUAGAACGGCUUUGGGUUUCCGUAGUCAUCGGGUUCGAUGCGGCGGCCGUCAUGGGCGGCGGCGACGGCGGCGGGACGGCUGCGCUGGCACUGGUACUGGUGACGGCCGCGGCCACGGUGGCGGUCACGGGCGGCACCCGGGCCGAGGUGCUCGGCUACACGGAAACCGUGUGGCUGGACAGACAGGGGCCGCUCAAGGGCCUGGUCACCACGGUCGGCGGCGGCGGCGAAUACCAGCAGCUCGACCAGGUGGAAGUGUACCUGGGCGUGCCGUACGCCGCGUCCCAGGAGCGGUUCAUGCCGCCCGGCGAGUCGCCCACGUGGUGUCCGAAAGCGGAAGACGGGUCGUUCGACCGGAGCCACUGCCGGCCGCUGCGUGCCGAGUACCUGAAACCGGUGUGCCCGCAGCGGCUGCCCGACCUGGUGAUGGCCAACUCCAACAAGCGGCUAUCGGCCGUCAGGCAGAGCUACCUGAAGCGGUUGACCUCGUAUCUGGGCAACCAGAGCGAAGACUGUCUGUAUCUGAACAUAUACGCCCCUCACGGUGAGCGUACAUUAUUAUUGAACGACUGUUCCCCCAUUCAUUAUCGUAUACAAUAUACGGGGUGACUUUUUUUUAUCAUCAACCAGCAAUUAUCUCGGAGGAUUUUAUGCGAAUUCGAUUGAAAAAGUUAUGGCUUUAAACUGUUAUAACUCAUAUGCCUACGGUGUAUCUGAUAUCACUGUUAUGCGUAUCGAAAUGUCUAGACAAAUAUUCUCUAUUCAAAUCUGUGUUUGAAAAGGGGGAGGGGGGGGUUCUUAUUUGAAAAGCGAAAUUAUGUACUUAUUUAAUGUGUAUGGAGUAGGGGUAAAAAAUUAAAAAUGGUUUUAAAAUAAAGCUUAAACGAUUUCACAAUGAUUAGAAAAAACAGAAAUCGAAUUCACUUAGAAUCCUCCAAGACAAUUGUCGGUUCGUGAUAAAAAAAAAUCACCCUGUAUACAUUUUUUUUUUUUUUUUUAACCAAAAACGAGAAAAUAUUAAAGAAUUAAUAUACUGUUCAACAAAUUAUCAUUAUGUACUAUUACCAUAGAUACCCGCACGCCGCAGGAAUCCGCGCUUCAAAUCCGCACAUAUAUUAUAAACAAUCUAGACAGCCGACCUCGUGUUUCGUAAUGAACAAAGUAUGAAGUUGGUCGCCAUAGUCCAAGAGUGCAAACAAAUGAUGUGAUAAUAUUAUGAUACAUGGGGUCUCAACAAUUUUUAAAAAAACAACAGUACAAAAGUAUUGAAAUCAAAUUUAAUUUACUUUUCGAAGAAGUUUUUGCUGAAAUUUUAAAAUAUAAUGUACAACGAUGGUUGUUUGUCGCUGUGUGAACUGAUACAGUAUCAAAUAAUGCCAUUGUUUGCACUCCAAGUAAAUAGUGACAAGCUUCAUUUAUAACACCGAAGUCGGCUAUCUAGGUUAUGUACUAUAUAAUAUACAAGUUUGUACAAUUCACAGUGUUUUUUUUUUUUCGUUUCAUCCGUGUUACCAAGGUAACCCUACACAUAAGUCAACAAAAAUAUGACGAUUUUUAUACUGAAAAUGCCUAAAAACCGAAUUUUAGAAGAUGGUAUUCAACAGGGGGUGGAUUUCAAUAGCUAUAAACCUUCUCCGGACAACGCGGAACAACUUUACACGGUGUCGGGGCGAUCGGACGAACGGUGUAGUAAUGCAUAAAGGACGAACGGACACAUAGUCGUUUUUUUUUAUGUGUACGUUACGGUAAAUGUUGUGAAUUCGGUUAAUGUUAUUGUAUUCAUGUAUCGACCUAUUUUGUAAUGUUUUGUACUAAUUUCAAUAUUAGAGUUUAUUGGCCUAUUAUCAAACUUAAAUGCGAGUACAUUGUUUGUAUUUAUACGUUGGUUUUAUUUCGAUAUUUUAAUUUAAAAAAGCGAGAUAGGAUUAUUUUUCAAAAUCGUAAUAUUUUACAUAUUCGUAACCCGUUUGGAAAUUUAAAUAGAGAAAAAAAAACUAAUGUACAAAUAUAGGCAAUAUUCUUGUCUUUAGUUUUAAUAGUAUACAAAUAAUACACCCUAAUGUUAAAACUAAAUAUUUAUAUGUGGUUAAAAAAUUUCGAUUACAAAUAUUAAUAUUGCUGGGACGUUAUUGGGUAGUCUCUAUAGUGUAAGCGGUUGUUGACAGUGGCAUGUAUAAGAAUAGUUUUAAACAUAUUAUCUAUGUACAGAUCGUAAUCAUUCGAGUUUUCAUCUAGACAGGGAAAAUUGAUAAUUCCGAAAAACAAUCACCUACCGAGAGUAUAAUUUUCGGGAAAAUAAUAAUCUCGAAUUCAAAAACCGGAAAUUAAAAUUGAAAAUCCGUGACGCCAAUUUGUUGGUAAUCGAAUCUAACCGAAAGCUAAUUUUCUCGGCAAACGUGAUGACCGCGGGCUUUAGUAGAUCAUAGAUAUUAAAAAUAAUAAAUAUAUUACGUGUGCGGCUUUCCUGUAAAAUACACGUCACGAUACACGUUUCGCAGCUGUUAUCGCAAAACAAUCAUCAGGGUUCGGGACAUAGCACAAGCAUUUGCUUAUUAUGUUGGUUCGUAUAUUAGUUCUAACAGAACAAUAUAGAAAUUUAGGUAAUUUUAUAACGAGUUUAGUGUUUUUUUUUUUUUUUUGUAUUUUAAUUUUGACAAUUUUUUCAAAAAUGGCAUUUUUAAUAAGUAUGCUCUGAGACACUCUAAAUUGUUAUAGCGUGUCCGGUAAAAGAAAGAGAGCUGCAGGUCGCCCUCGAAACUCGUAUGCAGGUAAGACAAAUUAGGAAUGACGCGAGAGUCAAAACGUUUAAGGAACUUAAAGAAAUAGCGGUAUCGUAGACCAGCCUACGGGUUUAAAAACCAUAUAAUUUAUGGUAGGUAUAUUUUAUGCGAUUUAAAAAGUUUUAUCUGGACGAAAUGAAAACACAUCUAUUUAGAUAAUUUUUCUAGAUAAAACAAUAUUGUUUGACGUUUAAACGCGUACUAGACAGCCGUAAUCGUAAUAUUUUGCACUUAUGAAUAAGCAAUGAUUGUCACAGCGCAGACCUUCGCACAUUUGACACCGUUUUCCGCUAUUUACCGUAAUCGUAUUAUUUACGCUCAUUCUCGUUAGGCAUCUCGUCUGUUGAAAUUGUUAAAGGUUGAGUUGCGUCGUCGUCGUCGUUCACGUAAAAAACAAAUUUUAUUUUAUAUUUAUUGUAAACAUUAAAAGUACCCAACAAAAUGUUGAAAAAAUGUGGGUAAAAUGUCAAACAAAUAUUCAGUAUAAUUAUGAAUUAUUCGAAAAUCAGCAUAGCAAAAACGUAAGGAUUGACGAUACCCGCAUUAUGUGUCUGAUAAUGAUGCACUAGUAAUUUAAAAAAUGAAAAUAACGAAAAAAUGUAUUUUCAUUUUCUAAUAUAUAAUGUUGGAACUGUUUCCCCCCCCCCCGGUUUCGAAAAACGUACAUUCUGUUUCAUACAGUAACAAAUACGAACACCCAAAUCGAUGUUUACUUACGAUUUUCGUUUGUAGUAAAUGUCAAUCGUUUAAAAACGAUACUACACCGAGUAAUACUUUUAAUCUUUUACUCCUACGAUUGAUCGAUUGUACUUACAUUUUACUCCAUUUAUCGCUGUCACUUACAUAUAGUUCUCUGUAUUGCGCCGUAUUAUGUAUUUGUUCCGGUAUCUUCCACUAAUUGUUUCACGAACAGCGUUCUUGAUUAUAUACUUAUCUUUAAUUCGGUUUUUUUUUUCAGAGGAGGCGGCGAAUUUUCAUAAAAUUAUAAAAUAAUAAUUUGUGACCUACAUUUUCAAAUAACUUUUCGCGUGUUUCGACUAUUAUUCGAAAACGAUCGCCAACUUGAUUUUAUAAUGACUAAAAUGUGUUUGGGCGAAACUGGUAUUUGGAGUGAAAUUGGGUAAGGUCGAAUUUUGGGCGAAACGGAUUCCACCUUCCUUUUAAACGUCCUGUGCGUAUUUCUAUCUUAAGCAAAGAACCAACAGAGCUCUUUUCCAGAGCCAGAAUCUUUCAAUUGGGUAAGACUUAGAAUUUGGCAUCAUCGGUCUUAUGAACGCCGUGUCCACGUUUCGAUUCCAUACUUUCUUAUAAUAUUUAAGAUAUACAUUAUAUAGUGUAUACAUUGAACAUGGAAAUUACACGAAAUUUAUCUUGAGUAACACUGUUCAAUGGAUAUUAUUGUUACAUGUGCAUUUUUUAUUCGAUACAUAAAGUAAACAUAAUAUUUUAUUUUAAACUUUUAUUUUGCAUUAGUCUAGCUUUUUCUGCAGCGUAAACAGUAAUAAUAAUUGUUAUUAUUUCGUUCGGAGCUUACAUUAUACGAUGACUGAUGCGUAUUUAAUUCGUUUUAAUAACGCAAAUUACGUGGGCGUAAUUUUUAUGGUUCAUACAGUGUUUCGCGGAGUGUUGUGUGUGCGAACAACAGCAGUCGGUAAUAAUAGCACGACUUUCGUUAUAAACUGUAUAGUUUUCAUUUGGGACUCGCAGUCUAGUGUUUUAAUAUAACGCCUUCUUUUUUUUCAUUAUACAUUCUAAACCUAAAAUUGUCUACGUACAAGCGGAGAUUUUAUACCUUUAUAAAGGGGGGAGGGUUAGAUUAAAUGAUUUUCAGAGGAGACUAAGCACCCCCUAGCCCCUCUCCCCAACCGUCGCUUAUAUUUUUUUGCUGUAUCAAUUUUUCCGUAAUCCCUAUAUUGUUUUCGAUAAGAUAUGUUAUAUACCUAUGAAUACAUGUUUUAAUGUUAAUACGCGCGAUUCGUUUGAAAAUUACUCAAUAAUUACAUCCAAUUUGAACACUGGUUCUCAAUCUUUAUUGAUUCAUGUCACCCAUAUCAACAAUAAACCAAUAUUUAGUCGCCCUACCAAUGCACAAUUCAUUGAAACUAUAGGGUAUUCGAGGAACGGUACCAUCAUUGAAAAUUGAAUGAUAAGGAGGGUAUGUUACGUUGUACGGACUUUGUUAGUGGUUACAUGAUGACGACGGCAACAAUACGAUUGAAAAAUUAAAAGUUGUUUUAUUUUUUUCCGUUUCCCCGACGGGGACUUCGUGUAACCUCUGCACUGCAUACACGACAUUUCACCCUGGUUGGAAACCACUGAUUUAGAGAAACGUAAAUAUUGGUACAUUAUAUUUUUCCUAGUAAAAUAUAUUAUCUGAAGCAUGAUUAAGGGCCGACUCUUGAACUCAUCAUGUUAAUUUCGUUUUUGAUUAUUAUUCGUUUGGCGCGAUACGGUUUUUAAUUUAGGUACGUCUCGAAAUCAACGCGUUGAACUCGACUACUCGAGAGUAAAUUCGUCGACGAAAAAAAAAAAAAUAAUAUUAAACAUGAAAAAUAGUAACAAGUUUAUCACGCGCGCACGGAUAGGUUGUCGUUUUAUUUUAGAAAAUAGACUACAUGUAAAAAAAAUCUCUACAUUGCAUCCAACACACAUCACUCACGCGUUUUUAUUCCGUUUGGUGUGAAAAUUAUCUCGCGUGAAAUGUCAAACGUACACGACAACACCGGGCGGCACUGUAAAAAGACGAUGUAAAAUAACAAUAAAAAAUAAAAACUAACGUUACACCGUGAUUUCCGGGGCUAACGAGAAGACGAAAUUGCAUUAUAUUCCAGUUUUUGAUUGCCUGCUUUGGUAACCGAAUCGCAGUCAGCGUGUUCGCCGUAAAAUCGACGGUUUUAAGACCGAAUCGCUUUACGAUGACGUGAAAGUAAUGACGCGUUAAAAAUAGUCUCCCCCAGCACGGAUUUUCCUCUGGGCCGUUUCGGUAGUAUCGGACAUUUGUACGUCAAUUACGAAACGAACGUCCCCUGAAAUUAUUGCGGUACCGAUGACGAUGAAUCCAAGUCCGAAACGAUACCCACAAAUCUCAAAAUGCAUUAUUUCUAAGAUAAACGUUCGUUUACAGAUUUAAUGCGUUCGGGUGUAAAGUUUUCGUAUUGAGCUCUAUAUGUUGUAUAGUGUGCCGAAAGAAGUCACGUAUCACGGUUAUUAAAAUAUAAUUUUUUUUAUUCGGCCAACCAAACGAAUGAAUAUUUCGAAAUCCGCCGAUUGAUUUCCGAUGCACUAAACAAAUGCUAAAAUGUUCUCGUCGAUCAGUUACUGACCAGUUUUGCAUUUAUGUGACUGUCAUUUAAACUUCGUUCUCAGAAUACUCGGUUGACAAAAAAAUGUAUAAUCGUCGACCAAUAAUUUAUUUCCUGCGAUUGGACCGCGAUUAGUUUUUGUAAAAAAAAUCCAUAGAAAUCGGCCGAUGAUAAUAAUAACAAUAAUAUCAUGGUCGUGACGAAACCUAUGUCAUCUGAAAAAUCAAAAUUAUUUCCCAUUGUAAAAGUAUAACUGUCAAAGUGUCAACUAACAAAAGCACUAUAAUCGACAAUACGCGUAAGUAUUAUAUGAUUAAAACAAAAAUGAUUAUCAUUAGUCAAAAACUGUUUAUCGUACGAUUCGCACGCGUUUCCUCAGUGACCGAACAUCAGUAAUCACUCUCUUACCGACUCGAAAUUGGCGAUCAUACAAAAUUCACUAAACUGUUUACUAGAAAGAGUAACUUGGUUACAGUAACCAACUCGCAAACAUAUUGUCAGUAAAUAUAGUUUUGGUACUCGCGAUGUCCACGCCAAAACACUCAUAUAAUUAUUAUAGUUUCUAAUAAUCCGUGUUUAUAAUUCAUAUCAUAAUCAUGAAUUCGUUAAAAGUUAAUAAACGAGAGAACGAAAGGACGGACAUAUUCCGUUCGUGGAUGCAGCCAAUGUUCUGCGUGUUAAGUUGAGAAGAUAGUAGGGGGGAAUUCGACUGUAUGUAUGUAAGCAACGAUAUACCAUUGCUAACGAAAAACAAUUCCGAGCGGAGUUCAGUUUAUAGUGUUGCUUUGUCAACAAUAUAUUUAUAUAUGCCAUAUUAUGGUAAAAUAAUUACAAUUUUAUGUUUUCUUCGAUAAUACAUGUUUAAUAUCGUACCAAUUUUUCCGUUUUCCCGUGUUUUUCUCGGUUUUACACAUUUAUUGGUAAAACUCCUGGGGAAAAUCGAAAAAUGGCCUCUUUGAAUUACUUCCCCAGUCAGAUUUUCUUUUAGAAAAAGUGCUAUUAUUGUAAACCGGAGCAAGAUUUCUGGUAGAAAAGUUGUCUGUAAAUAAUAAUAAAAAAAAAAUAAUGAUAAAGAUCUUUGUAAAACCAUGAACUUCUUCAUUUCACUCAGAAACUAAAACAUAUUUUCGGACUAUUUUUCAGAAUUUUCAAAAGUACGGUUUAUUGUUUAAUGUAUUUAUAUUAAUAAUUAUUUUAACUAUAGAAACGUUUAUAUCAAAUUUAUAUUAUAAUUUAUUUUAGGCCGAUAAUGUCUCGAUUCUCCCGUCACAAAUUGAUUUUUCGUCUUAUUUUUAUCCAAAUGGCUAAACUUAAAUUCAGUAUUGAUUGAAGUUACAAUAUAUAUGUUUUGGACCUCCUCUCCCGUCGAAAAUAAUUCUGAAUUCGACGUUGUUCGACGACAUCUUAUUUUAAAAACUAUCCGUUAUAAUAGUAAUUAGACAAUAUUUAGAAACGCAUUAAUUGCCCGGUGUGGCGGUAUUGGCUCGUCCAUUUUAUUAUUUAUUUAUUUUUUUUUUUUGUUAAAGCAUACCAUCUGUUACGUCAACAAUAGUAAAAUUGGGUAUCUACUGUUUUUUUUUUUUAACAUACGACUAAUCGAGUAAUUAUUUCGUUCGAUAUUCGAUUUUAAGUAUAAUAUAGGUAUAAGUAUAAUUGUGCACAUCGUAUCUAUAACUUUUCUCGAACCUAUUGUAUAAUAUAACAUAGUAAUAAACCGUACAAUUGACGAUAAAAAAUAAAUAUAUUUUAUACUCGUGGUAUUAUAGUCUUACAUAAUAUUGUUACAUAUAUAAUUACAUUAAAAAAUAAGGCAGUCCGUUACGGGUGUUUUAUGCAUCGUCGCUACUAUAUUAUACUAAAUAUACUCUAUAGUGCUAGUUAUAGUUAGGCUACUGUUGUAGUUGAGAAUUUAGGAAUGUAGAGGGGAAAUUUAUGGUAUAUCUGUACGCAACCAUCAUUAACCAUUACUUACGAAAAACGAUUCCUAUCGGAAUUCGGUUAAUAGUGUUAUUUUAUCAACAAUAUAAAUAUAUAUAUCAUAUUACAAUAAAAUAAUUACAUAUGCAUUAUGUAUGUUUUAUUUAAUAAUAUUCGUUUAAUAUUAUAUCUAUUUUUCCGUUUUUCCCAUUUAUUGGCAAAUAAAAAAAAUUACCUCCCUAAAGUACUACUCUAGUCGGAUUUCCUUCAGAAAACGUGCCGUCUUUUUAAAUCGGAUCAAAAUUGCUGGUAGAAAAGUUGUCCAUGGAAAAAAAAUAAAUAUCACUGUAAAACCAAUACAUUCCUCGCUCUUCUCAGUAUCUAAAAUAUAUACAUGUGUUUUUUCGGGGCUAAAAUAGUUUUAUCCACAUUAAUAUUUCCAAUAACUAAAAAUAUUUAUUUUUUUAAAAGCCAGCAUUUUUUCAAAAAUCGUACAUCGUCUAAAAAAUGUUACUAUUGAAGUUUUUCGUUCUAAGAAUAUUUUUCACCGAAUUACGAGAAGAAAACAAAAUCGAAACUUUUUUUGUCAUUUUCUUAAUUAUAUAGAAAACUACAAGAAAAAAAAACCGACUUCUCCGAUUCACUGACUAGAAAAAAUUUUAAAAAUAUAAUUGUACAGACCAAAAAGCAAAUACUCAUCGUAAUAGUAAAACCAGAAAAUCGAUAAGAUACAUUAAAAAUUAUUGUUCUAUUAGAAUUAGACGUUUAAAGAUUGGUUUGUCAAAUUUUCUCCUAAAAUAGAGACUUUUGCUCUUGUAUUGUAUCUAUUAUACGAUUAUUAUGUUUAUAUAUAAAUUACAUAUAAGUAUAUAUUUUUUUUAACAUUUGGACACAUUUCGUGGCAUCCUUUGACCAAAAGAGCUCAAACUCAAGAGUUUUUUUUACAUAUGGAUUAAAGUAAUAAAAUUUAUAUUGAAUUUUUGUACGAAUACUGUUACGAGAGGAGGGCGUGUUUUAGAUUUUUAUACCACUAAAGAUUAUCUAAAUGCAGCCAAGGAUACGACGUAUUGUAUAUGCACGGUAUAAAUAUCAAGGAUGUGUCUUUUAGUGGUUUCAACAUUUAGCUCCUUUUCUAACCUUUGUAUACUCAGAUUUCUCGUUUUUACUGAAAAUGUCGUAUUUUCAAUAUCCUUACAGACUCUUUAAAGUAAGUAACUUUGUUAAAACGUGUAUACAUGAAUAGAACUGUUGUCGAAGAUUUGCCAUUAGAAUUGUUGAACUUUCGACCCUCUAUCCUAUUGUCUAUUUAUAUUGUAACCGAACUUUUAACAAAUACUUUAUUUAUUUUGAUAAAACUUUGAUAUGGCAAAAAUUCAACUGUGGGAAAUUGUCAACAUUUUUUUUCGUUAGCGUUAAACUAUAAUAAUGUUACAAAUAAUUUAAAGGUUUUACGGAUUGUAUUAUACCUAUAUACCUAAAUGUGCAAUAGAAAUAUGAAGAUUGUCGUUUUAUUAAGAAUUAUUGUCUACUGUUUAAUACGGUUAAUGUGAAAACUAAACGAAAACUCACCGACGAAAAGUAUCGGCGUGAUACCGUACAAAGGUAAAUCACCAUCAUAAUAUUAUUGUAAUAUAUGGCCGCGGUGCAGGAAAACUAGGAAAGCUUAUUAUUUUAAGCAGUUGUGGGAAACCACUGGGAAAACACUUUUUGUUAAGGAGCACCUAAAUAGUAGGUAAACGGGAUAAGCGUGAGGACAAUUUGAACAAGCAACGAGCAGAUAUAUUGUCCGGUCCGUUUGAAAAUGUAUUUUUCAAUAAAUUUAGAGCAUACGACAGGACACCGUAAAGUGAAAAAGUUAUGUCGGAAGGGAGAUCGUGAGGUACCUGGGGAGGACGUUGAUAAAAUAAUAGGCGGAUUGAAAGUCGACGAAAAAAAUGUACUGAACACGUAAUAUUAUUAUUUAACGAGUAUUAAAUAGACGGUUACUUAUGAUAUUAGUAUUCUGUAUACGGCCGAGUUUGCUGAAAGUAUAAACAGAUAACAAACAGUUAAAAAGAUUUAUUUGGCUACGCAUAUCGUUUCUCGCACUCGUCUUCUUCGCACCGCGGUCGACCGAGGCGUUGAGAGAAAUAUAAUAUUUUAAACCAGUAUUUGAUUUUUUUUUUUUUUUUUCGUUCUUUUCCGGCCUAUUACAUGCGUUUGUUUUAAAUUCAGCAAUACUCGUGUGUGUUUUAAACCGUAUGGUUCGUUUAACUUCGUAUUGGGGUUCUUUACCGAUUAUUAGGUAAUUUUUUACACUGCUAUGUUUUGCUGUGGUCGUCUAUUGUUCCAGAUUGAAACCUAUAUUGAAAUAUAUAUAAUAUAUGUAAGAAGACUGUUAACGGGCAACAGACAGUUUCCUAAAUUCAGUGGCGUUAAACCCACAAAUUAUUUUUUGACGGUCAAUUUUUUAAAGUUUAAAUAAAAUCAUUAAAAUAUAGGCGUUUUAUGGUUGGUUGGUUGGUAGAACGUGGUUUACUUCCGAUGUGCAGCUAUUUUAUCGUGAUAGGUUUUGGGCGAUUUGUUUUGGUACUAUCUAGCAAGAGAACAAAAAACUGCNUUUGUCAAAGAAAUCUCAGUUAUAUCCAUGGGUCUUUAAGUUCGUGACAGACAUUACAGAAGGGAUUCAACCCUUCUCUCUCACCGAGCUUUCUUAUUUAAUAGUAAGGGGCAAUUGGUAUACAAGUGUCUUUGAGGAUACUAAGUCAUAAUAGACACGCCUUACAUAUGGUUGGUUGGUUGGUAGAACGUGGUUUACUUCCGAUGUGCAGCUGUUUUAUCGUGAUAGGUUUUGGGCGAUUUGUUUUGGUACUAUCUAGCAAGAGAACAAAAAACUGCACAAACACUGAUUCGUUUCGCUAAAAACACAAAUUGUCACAUCUUCCUUCUAGGCAUUUGAUCUCAUUUGGAUCUCAAUUAGAAUCCGACUAGAAAUUUAGGAUCAAACAAAUCCACGCAAAACAAUAAUAAUUUGUUAUGCAUUACAAUAUUAUCGCGACUAAUGUAAUAAUACCUAAAACAAGAUCACCGAAAUUAACGCAUUAACAAGGAUACAUCAAUUGUAUAUAUAAACAGUCAGUUUGGCGUAUUUUUAGACGUAUGUGAUUUAUAUCUACCAUGGAUUCGUCAUACAGUACAUGCCAUCCUGGUAUAUUCACUUCCGGUUGUAAAAAAAAACCCUUCAAAGCUUAUUUUCGUACCUGUUUUUUAACGUAAAAAAUAAACGAAUUUUACUAACUAUGUGUCAGAACGGAUGACACACGACGACGUUUUUGUCGUUGUAAACGUACAUAAUGUAUUAAUUGAAUGCCAUCGGACAUUUUAUCAUUAACAGCUGCAAUUGAAAUAUUAUUUCAUUUAGGCUGUGAAAAAAAAUAAUAAAAAGCAAACGAGCUUCAACUCAAGGCCGGAUUAAAGUUCGAAUGAUGGGACCCUGUGUCGAACUUGAAACGGGUCUUUUUGUUAUUAUUAUUUGUACGUGCCUAUAUAUUUGUGCUAUACAUAUUUCUAGAUAAAUGAAACAAACGUUAUCUGAGCCGUUAUUCGAGAUAAAUAAUUAAACCAUCUAGAUACAUUUAUCUAUUUAUUAGAAAUAAUAGGUAACAUUUUUAAUUUACAUCAAUGCUUUGUUUGAUAAAUAAAUUAUUAAGUUAUAUCAAUUACAAAAAUCUGAUACAUUUUUGCUACUUAUGAUAGCCAACAAACGAAAUCGCCGUUUUAUUUUGUCUGCAUAAAAAGUUUACCUUUAUCUAAAUUGUUAAAUUGUUAUGUAUCUCAUUUAUCAUAAACGAAGACACAAUAAACCCGUUAGCCCGGGAACCAUGGACUCUCUGGCUCCCCCCCUUAACCGAGAAUUCCUUUGUCGUUUCGUUUGAAAAAGAAAAAUGACGUUGUCCUUGUAAAAAUACUAUAUACAAGUACACUGUAUACCUAUAACUGUUCUAAAAAAAAGUAUGACGGCUCUCCCACCGCGUACAUUCAAAAUCAAAACAAUCGUAAAAAUACUACAAUAACAUUCAAGUACACCGUGAAGUAAUUGGAGGCUAUUAAGUCGAAUUGCGCGUAUAAUAAUAAUUAUAUUGUAAUUUCGCGCAAAACGUCUAAAAUUGUAUCGUUAUACGCGCGAAUAGAACGCACGGUAGUAAAACAAAGUCGUUAACACUAAUAAUAAUUUUACAGUAUGUGUAACUCGUAUUCACUUACAUAUUAUUAUUAUUAUUAUUAUUUGUUGGUCUAUUUUCUAUUAAUUUAUAUUUUACGUAUAAUUCGAAGGGAAAACAAAAUCGGAAUAAUAUACGCCAAGAAUUUAAACUACUGCGUUUCAAUAUUGCGUAUACACUAUACACAUAUAAUAUUAUUAUAAAGUUUUCUAAAGUUUUUCAAAAAUGUUCCGUUUUUUUUUUUUUUUCUGUCCAAUAGUGUAUUAAAAUUUUUGGUAUGGUUUUCGCAAAAAUGUAAAUCAUACGUAUCAGUGUUCGGUGUUGGUCGUUCUACAAAACAUGAUAUAAUUACUUUUAUCACCAUUGCAUUUAACCGAAUAUAUUAUAACAUAGGCAUAAGUGACGUAGCUGGAGAUUUAAGCGUCCCGGAGCAAGUUCAAAUUGUUCAACUCCGCGCCCUAAUUGUUGGUACUUAUAGUUGACAUUUUUCUAUUUUGAUAUUUACCAUAGAAGUACUUAAAAAUCAAAAAAGGCCAAGCUCAAAAAGAAAAAGAUAUCGUGCUUAAAACAAAAAGAAGACGACCUUUAAUCGCAUGGAUAUCGAUAUUUGCUAAGAUUUUGGUUUCGUCGAUUCCAUCGAUUACCAGCAUUUAAUAGCGAUUCUACGGCAAACCGGGUUCAAGGGUAAAACGUAUUAAUCUUCUUCUCGAUAUAGUUAUUAUAUGAGUUAUAGACGGAUGCAUAAGGUAUAGAUUACUUAUUGGGGGGAGGGAGUAGUUCUGAAUAUUUGUAAUAGGAGUGAAUCGGGAGUUAAAAAGUAGUUUCGAACCACUAGUAGUAGCUGCAGUAGUUUCGAAAUAAUGGUAUCCUCCAUACUGCCCCACCUCUUAGCUAUGCCCCUGCCUGUAGCUAUAAUUAUUAAUCGACACGAGUAUUAUUAUCACUUAGUAAAUAUUUUUCAAACAAUGUGACUAACACCGUUCGUCGGGCGGACGAAACGGCGGGUGUUCGGCAAAAAUAAAACAAUUCAAUAUUGUUAUUAUUUCGUCCAAACACUCGUCCAGUCGUCUCGUGCCGGUCACUCCGACCAACUAUAGCAAUCUGUCCACGAGAUAUCGGCGGUUAUUUUACAAUACGCACGAUUAGUGUGACAUCAUAUUAUUUGAUUGCAAUCAUUAUCAAGUACGAUUGGACACAAACAAUUAAAAAUGCGCAUGUAAAAAUAUGAGAUGCAAAGUAACUUAAGAUUAGUUUUAUUCUACAUUUCAAGUAUUUAAAUACUCAUUUUAUCGCGAAAAAUCUCAUUUGAGUAUUUAUUUUAUUAUUAAUAAUAGCCAAAUCUUAGUAGGUACGUAGGUACUCGUACUUCAGUACAACAUGAGUGCGUUUAAAAAUAUAUCAUGCGUGUUUUUAACGGUAAAAUAAUUAAAACGUUUGGAUCCGAACGAUCAAAUCAUUACUGACAACAUACAGUCUGAUACGAAGAGCGUGACGUAAACACCAAUCAAGCGUAUUUGUUUUCUUCGAUUUAAUCACGAGCUACCCACUACUGUACCCACUAGUUACUAUAGUAUUAUAGUGUUACACUCGCUGCUCGCGCGACACAUUUACGCGGACGAACCCGUUAGAAACGACGCGCCGCGCGUUCACCUCCCGUACACAGAGGGAUCCCUCGCAUUGAUAAUAAUUAUUAUCACCGUAAGACGGAGAUUGUCGUCGUCGUCGUCGUCGUCGUCGUUGUCGCCGUCGGUGGGAUCCUCCGCCGCUGGCCCGAAUCCAACGAGAGGACGAAUAAUGAAUACACACUCGCCCUCGCCUUCACCCUCCACCCUCUCCCUCCCCCCCCAUCCUCCUCCCGCGUCCCGGUAGUACGCUACACACGACUAUUUUGGUAUACACGGUUACACGUGGCCACGACCGACACACCGUGACGACCGUAAAGGAGAACCGACACGAGAGCGACAUGCACUGGGGACGUCGCCCUCUAACGACUGAAAUGCGCGACGGGACGCCGCGACCCGCGACCGCAAUCACUCGUCUGAGGAUCGCUAGCAGAUAAUAAAGAACGGAUACGCCGUAACGAACGCACGGCUACGCGAGGGACACGGAGACACGGAGAUACUGCCCCGUAGCCCCUCUCUCUAGCCGCCGAAAGUAUUUUGAGGUUAUGACCAAACAAAAUGCUAUUCCAUGAUUCGUGAACGGCCGCUGUAAUUUCAAGAUCAUCACGACAAUUCCGAAUCUUCUGUUGCGAUGUUAUUGUUGAAAAGAAAUUCUUCGCGGCUAUUAGUUAUUAUCAAAAUAAAAAAUAUUUUAACAACAUAUGUUCCCGGCCGGGGAGGCGCAGAGUCGACAGUCUAUCGUUCUCUCUCUCUCGUUCCGGAAUACGGCCGUCGACGGUCCGCGCGCCGUUAGUACGCGAGCAGCGUACUGUAAACUUCACGUUUUCCACUAUCGGGCGACCACUCCGAUCGCGUUGUCGAAACGAGACCGCCCGAUAGCGCGCUAUGUUUCCGCGGACGAUUUUAUCACGCGGUCUCCGGCCGUUUGCGCGACGUAAUAUUUGAAUGAUAAAUUACGACGCGAGUUAAGACGCGUUCGCCGUGAAUACCAGACACCCGGUAAUUGCGCGGCCAGAGACCCGGCCGCGCAACGUUGGCUCGUGUCCAACGCGAGGACGAACAGUACCGUCACUAAAUCGCUGUCGGGUCGGUCGUGUAGAGUGUUCCGCCGUGCGGUUUCGUAUGUUAUGUUGUAACGCUGCGCCGCGAGGAGUAGGGGUGGGGAGGGGAGACUGGAAGACAUUGGCCGACGACCGGAACGGCGCGACGAUCGGGGACCGCGUGCCCCGAAAAGCUGUCCGCAGAACCGGAAGAAGUGUACGCAUUACGGUCGACGGAUAUUGCGCGCGAUGUUUGAAUACCGUCAUCGCAGUUUCGGCGAUUGCCUGUCCGCUGUUAUGAUCGGCGCCAUUGCUUUCAACGUAGCGCGAUUCAUUUCGGCCGCGCCGAAUUCGUUUUUAUUUUUUUUUUUUUACAAAUAUAGCACAAAAUUCGCUUUUGUUCAAAAUUGAUGCGCUAUUUUUUCGACUUGAUAAACGCAACUAUUUCCAAUUUAUUUUCGUUUCCGUCAAAUUACGCACACCCAUUACUUAAAUAAAUCAUUCCGUUCUAUAAAUAAAUAAUAAUAAUAAUAAUAAUAAAAAUAUUUCGAUAUUUGAUAUUUCCCGUUUAUGAAUAGGCACCAAGAAUUUAUUUACGUUUGACGUUUCCGGUAAGAGGAAAAGAAACAAUUAUAUAUUUACCAGUGGCGUAACUAUCGGGUGGCGUGACGGGCAAUCAGCCGUGGGCCCGUGAUAUUUAGUGGCCCCAAAUCAGGGCCCGGGGCAUUAUUGGACAAGCAAAGGCCUUUUGAAAAAGAACUUUUUUUUUUUUCUUAUCGGCUUUUAUACAAUAUUUUGUCACGGGUAUUCGAAGUUCUAGUUACGCCAAUGAUAUUUACAUAAUGUAACUCGUUCACAGUUUGUGAGUUUCAAAUUUUAUUUAACAACGUUUUAUUAUAAAAAAAAAAAACGUUUAUUUUAGGUGAAAAUGAAAAUCACAAAACUAUAAACUAUUUUAAAUUUCAUUAAAUUCACGAUUUUAUUUGGUAAAAACUAAAAAGAAGUGAAAUUUCCAAUGUUUUUUAAGACAAAUUUAAUAUUAUCACGUUAUAAUCUAGGCGUCUAUCGAAAUAAAGCCAUUCGGCAGCAGUAUCGCUACAAUAAAAGGUGGCGCGCUAUACUUUCAAUCGCCGAUUAUAUUAUUUUAUUUACGAGUGUAUACGAAAAAAAAGUCGACAAUUCUCUCCGAGAAACAAACACCGUCCGCCAUGUCCAGAAGACGCCGACGAAUGCGUGGCGACCGGAACUCGUAAUCUCCGCUGUACGACCUCGUAUAUGGUACGGUCGUAAUCAUAUUUCAACACACAUGGUACGAACGAUGAGCAUUUUUACGUAUCGGAAACUGUUUUUGUUUUUUUUAUUGUCAUUUACACCGUUUCCUGAACUCGUAUAAUAAUCGUUUUUAAACGUCCGUAUGGUUACUAAAUAUUUGGAUAUCUGUGUGCGCGCGCGCGUGUGUGUAAAAUAUGUAUAUAAUACCUAGAGUAAUAUUAUACUCACACCAGCCGAAUUCCGUGUGUGUAUUUUCGUAUGAAGCGGCACGUUUUACACAGAGCCGCCCCCACAUGUGGCUCUGGUGUACCGAAACGGCUGCUGCGUUGACACACGCAUAUAUAGACGACUCUAUGCGCUGUUCCGAACAAAAAAACCAAAAAAAUAAUUAAUAACAAAUAAACACGAAAAUAAAAAACGGAAUUAGAAUAAAAUAUAGCGUCGGAAGUUCUUCGGGGAAACAAUAAUUGCAUCUACGGACUCGCACAGAGACACGGUCUCAACCGAGUGAAUUGAUAAGAAACAAUUAUUGUAUCACGGUAUUACGGUAUACAAUUACUUAAUAUGGAGCGGAAACAUGGCCAUUAAGAAAAACCGAGCAAUGGAAACUGAUUGCAGGCGUUGUGAGAAGAAAAACUCUACGGAUAAUUUUUGGAUCAGUGAAACAGAAUGAAACCGGUGAACGGAAAUUAAGAAAAACGAUUUAAGGGGUUUUUUUUUUUUGUAGAAAUCGGAACUGUGAGCUGAACACGCUUGGUGAGGUCAGCGUGUACGCGUGGUCGUGGAAGAGAUACCGGUAGAUAUAAGGCACCCCUUGAAAGGCUCCGUUCGAAAUGGAAAUACAUGACGGGGGGAGGGGGAUGCGCGGAAUCCCUCGGGCUUAUAUCGCACUUCGCGUAGCAGCCUCAAGGGCGAUGGGUGAAUCCUUAAAGAGCCCGAGCGAUUUGCACCGUUAAAACACUUUUAACGAUUUCUAGCUCGUGUGAUUAAUAAAAAGGUAUCGAUGAUAUUCAGCAACGCGAUUGCUAUAUCGACAAUAUAAUGUUGCACAAUAAAAGCAAUGUGUGUAUAUAAUUUUUUUUUUUUUUAAAAAAACGACAUAUACGUAUACAAAAUUGUUCACACACACACACACACGGAUCGUUUUGUGUGGGAACACUGAAGAUUUCAGUUUUGAACAUAAUUUUUAUAUAAUAACACGCGUAUAUUAUAAGUAUAAAGGUGUUAACGCAGUAUAAUAAAAAGCCAUCUGUACACAAUGAGAAACAGAUGUAGAGGCAGAAGUACAUAAUACGCAUGCAACAACGGUUAUGAAAAUAAUAAUAUAAUGUUCAUAAAAAAAAAAAUAUAUAUACAUAUAUAUAUAUAGACAUAAAAAAUAAUCCGCCCUCUGUCCUCGUUAUCUGUCUUGGGUACGAAACGAAGUUCAUUACCAUUACGUGCAUGUCGUGCGAUCAAAAUACACUUGCACGGUUUUCACGGAUACUAAUAUAUCUCCUAAACGCGCUCCAUAUUUCGUCCGGUUGGUCUGGUCAGGAAAUUUACAUCCGCGGACACUGGCGGUCCGAUUAAAAGUACAGGGUAAUUAGACGUGUGUACACUGGCAUACCUGUAUUAUAGGUUUUACAUCAAAUCGCUGAAAUUAACUGAGCAAGUGGGACGCGUGGAAACACUAGAGCCGAAUCGUAGAGAAAAAGGGCGAUGCGCGAAGAUGCGAAUUGUGACCGUGUUAUUAUUGUUGAGUAGCGUGCAUCGCGAAUCGAUAACGAUUUCAGACGUGUUAUUCGGAUGACGGAGGUUCGAGAGAAACCGACCAAAGGAUACGUUAUAAUGCAAGGCGUACGCAGCGACAGGUGUUGCUGAGGUGGAUCCCCGAUUCGUUUUACGGAGCGCCGCGGAGAAGACAUUUUUUUUUUAAAAUUCCACGGACGUGACUGUUUUGUAAUAACUGUAGUCGUGAUACGGCGGAACGCACACAAAGGGUUUCGCGACCUCGACGUUAAAGGCGACGGGAGCCAAACGUUCGUUUUGCACGCGUUCGGGCUUCGGUUGACGUUUGGCGAGAAAUUGCAUAUUGUUGGAUUGCCGCGUUUAAACGGUGCGAUCGGGCGUACGAUAAAAUGCACACUUUCAGUUAUUUGUUCGGGCAUCGAUUAUUGCCGCAUAAACCGUCGAAACGAAAACACAUCAACGCGUUCGUUCCGUGUGCGAUUUUACGGGGACAGAACAAUAAUCGAUGUUUAAUAACAGUUAUAAAAAACGAAAACCGUCGUUGUUGUACGUCUUGUUUACCAUAUUAGUAAUUUUUAUUUUCGCUUUAUUACCCACUGUGUAAACAACAGCCCAUAAAUGUUUUCGCAACACAUUGCCAACAUUUUUGUACGUUUCCUAAACUAACGCAUUGUUCCGUAGCAGCCCGUAUAUCUGUCAUCGUCCGCGUCCACUGCGGGGGCUCUUAAAAUAAUUGUACCGAAACCAAUAAUCACACGCGGCAACGUUUUCCUAUUGCACUUACGGGUUUUCGGAUGGUUUUACCUAUGCAUUUACCCGAGUGACGAAACGCUAAUUUUAAUAAUGCAAUAAGUGGAAAAACGGAGCGAGGAGGAAUUUGUAUUAGUUUCACAGUGAUUGUGUGCUAAUUUAUUUUUAUUGUUUGUAGUGUCUGUAUAAAUAACUUUUCUACCAGAAAUCUUGUUCCAAUGAAAAAAAAAAAAACCAUUUUUAAUGCGUUUUUUUUAAUGUAGUCAGUGCACUAAGAAAGACAUUAUUUUAAUUUCCCUUGCAGUUUUCCCAAUAAUAGGAAAAAAAUCGAGCAAAAUAUAAACGUUACGAAUAACGAGAAAAUGUAUACGGUUUUAUUAUUUUUGAUUUUCUAUUUUAGUAACUGGGUUAAAAAUAACCAUAGACAUCUACAAUUUUCACGGAAUACUCAUAUUCGCAAUCUGUUCUAGACGUGAUCCAGUAUAGUAUUUUGUGAAAAUUUCAGGUCUCUUCGGUUAUUUGGUACCAAAUUAUAAUAAUAAAAAACGGACAUACUUUGCACAAUGGGUAGGCCACUGUUAUGGGUGAGAAGUUGGGAGGAUAGAGGAGAAAUUAAAUGUAUAUCUGUAUGCAAAAAUAAAUCAUUGCUAACGAAAACUAUUCAGAGCAAAGUUCGGUUAUAUAUGUUUCGAAAGGUCGUAAAAUUUACUAUUUUGGUUAAAAUUUGAUUUUAAAAUUCUUAUUUAAAAAAAAAAUAACAAUACAUUACACUAAUUUUAUUUUUUUAACCACUAACUUACGAUUGAUAAUGAAUCUCCUGUCAAAUUUUCAAGCAUUUCUGUUUAGUCCAGUAAUUUUAUCCACAGAGUACCUACCAAAUAAAAAUUACUUACAAAACUCGAAAAAUUAAAAUGUCUAUAAAUAGCUUAAAAAUGGCUUAAAUGUUUUGAAAAAUUUACCGCGUUUAGAAAAAGCAAAUAUAAGUUUUCUGACAGUCCCUACGGAUAUUUUUAACUAAAUUUAAAAUAAAAAAAAUAUUUUCAUAAAUUUCCUAGUAUGUAUUUUUCAUUUUUCCUUGAUUAUUUAAAAAACUACAUUAAAAAUCAACAAAACGAUUUUCUUGGUCUCCAACUAGAUUAAAAAUGGAACGAAAAUGUCUUUUGUUUUUUUCUAUUGGAAUAAUAUUUUUUAUAGAGAACAUAAGCUGUACAAAUUUAAUAUAAAUGCGUUGGAAAUUUAAAAAAAAAAAUUGUAUUUUUGUCUUUUUUGGUUUUUUCCCAAUUAUCUUGAAAAAUAUUGUAGAAAUCAAAAAACGACUUUCUUUGUGAAGGGCUAAAUAUUAAAAGGAACAAAAUCGAUCUUUUAUUGUUUUUCGAGCAAUAUAUCUGGUAGAAAAUAUUAAGAACAAAAAUUAAAAACAAUGAAUUCGGUAACGCUAUAUCGCGUCACGCCGUAAAUAUUUGCUGUUUUACUUAUACAUUUUUUUCGAGUUUUUUCCAAUUCUUUCGAAAACAUUUUGGAAAAUUAAUAAGUGACGUCUGUCAUACACCAAUUAGACAUAAUUUUCUUUUCAGAAAAAUGGUUAGGUGUACAUCAGAGCAAGGUUUAUUUUCGGAAAGUUUUUUACAGACAGAAAAUAAAAAUCAUAGUAUACUCCUUCGCCACGCUCCGAAUCUAAAAAUGGUUAUAACAUUAUUACAUUUGUGUAUAUUUGGUGGUAUAUACACAAAUUGCAUGUUUUUUAAUAAUAAUUAUUAUUGCAUUCGCGGGUAAACUAUACAAGUUUUCGAACCCUAUGGGACUUCAGUCGAUAAUGUGCAGUUUUUAUUACAAUAUGUAAAUGAACUUUUAAAAAGAAGGAAAUACUUCGCACGUGGGUGCAGCCACUGUUGUAGAUGGAAAGUUGGAAUUUCAUCUAUAUCUGUAAACAACGAUAAACCAUUGCUAACGAAAAGACGAUUCUGAGCGGAGUUCGGUUGAUAGCGAUGCUUAAGUGUGGAACAAAGAAAUAUAAUAUAAAGAUUAACAGUUAAAAGAAUGUGCUGAAAUCUAAGUUUAUUUUAUUUUAAUUUAGCUCAGUCUAUAGUAUUGCUUUUUCAACAUUGUGUGUUUCCAUGACAACAAUUUUUGUUUAAAAAAAAUUUUUUUUAACAAUAAAAACGGUGGCUAAUGACAACCUUAUUUUUAAUAAUAUUUUCGUCUAAAAUCUUUGAGCAUUUUUACGGUGCAAAAAAGGUUUCGUGAACAUAAAUCAGAUGAUAAAUGUUGAUUAAUUUUUCCCAAUUUUUAUAAAAAAACCUUUUUGAUCAAUCAAAAAUCGACUUUCUCAACGCAUCUAGGCAUUUUCCGAUCGGAUCGAGUUUCCUGGGAUAAAAAUGGUUUGCAGAUUCGAGAAAAAAAAAAUACGCGUACCCAAUAGGAUAAUAAAAUUUCUACGGUAAACGUCUAAUGAAAAAAAAUAAAAUAAACGAAUCGAGCGUAGGACGAUCGCCACUGUUUGCGCGGCACGGCGGUGCGACGCAACGGGUCUUCCGCCGCGUUUUUCGCGACGCGCUAACGGCUCGCCACCGCGGACAACGUCCGUUCAUUGUGUUAUUCGGGGCGUUGUAUUGUUGCGUGUGCCUGUUGCGUUGCGCACGCCGCGGCGCUCGGUAACCGCGCGGUUCGGGAACGGGUCCAACGUUUGUUUAUUGGGAAAAAUCAAUAGUCCCGGGGACGGGACCGUUGCGGCAACAAUAUUCGCGUAGGUCGGGCGGGCCCGCGGACGAAAUAUCCCCGCGCGCGCCGCGUCGCGAUACGGCAGUUCGUUUUUAUUAUUUUCGACGUCCGAUCGGAACGAAAAACCGACGUUUACGGCCAUCCGGUCGGUAAACAAACUCGGCGCGGCCGCGCGAUGCGUUUUCCGAUAAUCGUAAAAACAACGUAACGGCCGUUACGCCAUCCGUACAGCGCCGGCGGUCGAUUCGAAUUUAAUCGAUCGGCACGGGCGAACAGAAACGACACGGAGCGUGGACCGCGCGAUUUGUCGGCGCGUCCGUUUUCACGCGCGCGGUAAAGCGAUCCGCUCGGAGGCCGUAUUUUUACUUUCCGCUUUUACCCGGGGGGGGGGGGGGGGGUCGCGGGCCAGGUUCCAGCCGCACGCGCGACUAGUGCCCGAACUAUACCGGGGGCCGCCGGAAUUGUGGUAGCGCGCGCAAACCCGCGGGGCCACGCUCCCGCAACCCCAGAUACCAACGUGACUCUGACCUUAAAUUCAUAAUCACGAUAACCGUUCUCAAAUGUACCGUGAAAACAUAUGCACGCCAGUGUAAUACACAGUGAUUUACUCGGCUGGAAACGCUCGUUAUCUCGGAAAGUGUUAACGUUUUCAGGAAUUUGUUUUAAAGAAUAUUUGAAAAAUUAACAACCAGCUCUAUAAUUUUACACUUGUAUUGUUUUUUUGUCACCCUUAUUUUUUGGGGUAAAACCACCACAUCUACUUUUGAUUUUAAAAUGGCAACUUAUAUUAAUAAUGCAUACAAACAGGUGGAGUAUUGAAGUUGAAAUAACUAGAGUAAGAUGAGUUUUGGAUUUUUUUUUUUUUUAACCGAAUCGACUUUCAAAAGUUGUACUCGACCAACCUUCUAAACUAAACAUUAAUUCCUUUGCACAAUAUACUUUAGUGUCACGAUGGCAAUUUAUUUUGGUAAAUUCGAAACGCGGAUAUUCUUGUCGGAAAUAUAUGGUACUUGAAUAUAUUUAGUUAUAACAUUUAUUAAUUUUUUUUUUUCGAAAUAUAAAAGUGUCGCGUGUACACGAGUACCAAAAAAAAAAAAAAAAAUAAAUAAUAAAUAAAUACAAAUGUAUACAUAUUUGCCGAAUCGAGUCGAUAUUACCAACUCGACCAACGCUUGAUAUACGCUAUCCAGUGUUAAUCAAUUGGGUCGACACGAAUUGAGCGGCUUUUGUCUGACGUAAAAAUAUCUUGUUGAUGUGUGCGAUAGUUUAGCGGUGUUGAUAAAACGAAAUAUUUUUCCAGAUACGAAAAACGAAAUGAACGACGGGACGGAAACCGAUUACCGGGCGGUUAAGAAGACCAAAUACGCGGUGAUUAUGUUCAUUCACGGCGAGUCGUUCGAGUGGAACUCUGGCAACCCAUACGACGGCUCCGUGCUAGCUAGCUACGGCAAAGUUAUUUUUAUCACGAUCAACUAUCGCGUGGGCGUUUUAGGUGAGUAUUAUUUUUCCGUAUGUCACACCUGACACGUGAGCGUCUAUAUCAUAUAUAUGUAUGUAUAUAUAUGUAUACAUAUGUUAUGCCCCAUCGGCGAAUCUGCCCAAUUCAUGAAAAAUUACGUUAUAUUUAUACUUUUCGUUCAUUUCACGCUGUUAGUUUUAACGUUAGAAUGCAUUUUCUCAUUGUCAUACGCGUAAGGGUAAGACCAUGUCUAUAUUAAUUUCGCGUUGGCUUUUUUUCUCGGUGUUUUAGGUUUUUUAACGAGUCACGGCGAUUUUCAGUUCAUUAUAUUUCACAUAUUCGUAACCAACCUGAAAAUAUGAAACAUUUUCUGUAGGUUUGACAACAGAUAAAUACACCCUAAUGUUAAAACUAAUAACCCAAAAUGAACGAAAAGUAUAAAUACAACGUAAUUUCAUGAAUUGGGCAAUUUUACCGAUAGUGUGUACACAGUAUUGACCGCGGUAUAGUCGAUUGUCGAACAUAUUUUAGAUUCCGAGUGGAGCUUGUAGCUUCUUUUUAUCUGUGAGCAACUUUUCUACCAGGAGACUUGCUCAGAUUUUUAAGUGUAGCACCUUUUCUGAAAAAAAAUCGGUCUGGGGAGAUAGUUUAAAGAAGUCAUUUGUUUGGUUUUCUCAUCAAAUUUAAAAAACCGGGAUGAACCAUAGGAAAACUUUGGAAAACUGGGAAAAUCCGUACAACAUUUAACAAAUAUUAUUAAAUAAAAUGUAUAAAACGACAUAUAUGUGUAUAUUGUCGACAAAGCAUCACUAUCAACUGAACUCCGCUCAAGUUCAUUUUUUCGUAAGCAAUGGUUUAUAUCGUUGUUUACAGGUAUAUAUUAAGUUAUCUAUAACAGUGGCUGCGUCCAUCAUUAUUAUCUUGGAACGUUUUUUUCGUUACUCGUAUGUACUACUGCAUAUUCUGCUCUCGUUCCUCGAGAAAUUUUCUCGUAUACCGAAUAGUUCAGUUUUACCAUUAAACAUUGAGUCGCUAUUGGAUUUUUAAGAUAUUUUAUCCGUUUCAAAUCAAAGUACUUGAUUCAUAUUUUGCGCCACCCAUUCAUCCCGAAAAUAUUUUCCAGACUGCUACACAUAAUCUUAGUAUUAUCGCAGUAUUUGUCAAUAAGACGGCUGAGUUAAUGAGACAGAGCGGCACGAGAAGAAUUAAAAACAAAAUACGAUAUUAAUAACUUUGAGAUAUGUAAGAUUAUAAAUAUUAUACCACUAUAAUACCAGUACACAAUAAAAUCUCUUACCGUUUAAACAAUUUAAAAAAUCCCAUGUAUGUCGCUUUUGUGUAGUAACAGUAUCAUAUAAUUAUUAUCCGUAGUUAGUUUUGAUUAAAGUUAAUAAUUAUGUUUUAUAGAUACGGUUUAUCAAUAAAAAAUAAUUCAUUUUGUAAACAGUAUAAUACUUUAUUUCGUAUUAACGUUCACAUUUGAUACUCGUUAUAAAGUAUGAAUACAAUAAUGAAAAUAUUAUUAUUGAAUCAUUUGAAUCUGAUAUCGAGUCAAUUGCCCAUUCCUCGGUAACCAUUCCGGAAACACUAAUAUCAUCAAUACCAUCAAAAUAACACCACGUGCGCAAAUUUGUCACCAUAUACAUGCAGUGCGUUUGCUACAACAGCCUUUUUCAACAUGGGGGUCGCGACCCACAAAGAGACCGCGAGUGAUAGUUGGAGAGUCGCCAAAAACCAUAAGUAUCACGUAUACUAUAAAUCGUAGUAUUCAAGUUACAUUAAACAAUUUUUGAAUGGUUCGCCUUACACGCGAAAAAAAACUAUUAGAGGGUCGUGAUUCGUGAAAAGCCGUAAAAACCACUGUGCUGCAACAUACGAAAAAAGCCCUUGGUCGACCGUGUAUAUGGUGUAUAAAGGCCGAGCUUAUUUAACGUAUUUAAUUUAUUAACGAAUUAAUUUUUUUCCACCUACUAGAAGAAGCAAGAGUCACGAUUUCUCCGCAAAUUAUAAAACGAAAAUAAUAUAAUCGCUUCGUAUAAUAUCGGUUACGGAAGAUUUAUUAUACACCUAUUUACAGAGUCAUUAUUUUUAUCGUGAACCGGCAAUUAUCUCAGAGGAUUUUAAGUGAAUUUGAUUUCUUUUUUUUUAAUCAUUAUGGAAUCGUUUAUGCUUUAUUUUAAAACGAUUAUUAACUGUUUAUCCCUACUCUAUAAACCUUAAAUAAGUGCAUACUUUUGAUUUUAAAAUUAGGGUAAUAGAUGGGCAAUUUGUUACCUUUCUCUACUCCUCCGAUCUAAACUUUAAACUGUUAUAACUCUUAAACGGUAAAUGUGAUAUUGUGUUAUGCAAAUCAAAAUGUCUAUACAAAUAUUCUCUAUUCAAAUCUGUGUUUAAAAAGGGGGGGUUCCUAUAUAAAAAACAAAAAUAUGUACUUAUUUAAGAUAUAUGGAGUAGGCGUAAAAAAUUAAAAAUGGUUUUAAAAUAAAGCUUAAACGAUUUCAUAAUGAUUAGAAAAAACAGAAGUCAAAUUCACUUAAAAUCCUCCGAGAUAAUUGCUGGUUCACGAUAAAAAAAACAUCACCCUGUAUACAUUUUUUUUUUUUCUGAACCAUAUAGCCGCAGUUGUGUUGGGAGCGACCCAAAAUAACUGUGCGUGUAUUAUAUAGGUGAAACGGAUCUAUAUAAUAUUAUAUUAUACUUACUUAUAUAUUACGUAGGUACGAAUUUUGUUUAGGGUUUUUGAAGUCCAACGGCGGAGACAUUCCGGCCAGUAAUUUCGGCCUGUUGGAUCAGAUGGCCGCUUUGGAGUGGAUCAAGAAUAACAUACAAGCUUUUGGCGGGAACCCAAAUGCGGUCACGGUGAUGGGACACGGUACCGGUGCGGCUUGCGCGAAUUUCCUAAUGAUGGCGCCACCGGUCAAUAACAAUAGUGAGUGCAAGAUUGAUACCUAUACCUACGUAUUACGGCAACGUACUGUGUUUGUUGGAAAAUUAAUAAUAAUAAUAAUAACAAUUAAAAAAUUUAAAAAAACCGGUAUUUUCGAUACGAUCGCUGUAUCGGUGCCAAAAACUAAUGUAUAGGCACCUUUAAUCACGACAGAAUAUCGAUCGUUUCAAUAUAAUACUAUGUAUGUUACAGAUCUAUUCCAAAGGGCCAUACUGAUGAGCGGUUCCGCGUUGUCCGAUUGGGCGUUGGUGAAAAAUCCCAUUCUGAACACCAUACAGGUCGGACAGUCGUUGAAUUGCGGGCCCGGCGGAAACGAAAAAUUCUUCGACUGUUUGCGGAGGAAACGGUUCACGGACUUACUGUCGAUCAAAAUGUACUUGCCGCCGUUUGUAACCGUGUUCGGGCCGAUGGUCGACGGCGUGAUGAUCACCAACGAACCGUUGCCGCUGUUGAAAGAGCACAAGAAUUUGAUAAACAAGUACUUGACACGCGAUCAAACACUAUUUUUUUUUAAAUUUCGUAUAACGUUUUAAAUUUAUUGAUUGUUCAGUUUUAAAAUACUGGCCGGCGUAACGGAAUACGAGAGUUACCACUUGUUGGACAGCGUGUCGCUAGCGCACGGUAUGUUGGAAAACGAACAGCACAAAAUGUUGUUGGACUAUAUGAAAGCCAAGUUCGAAGUAAAUUACAUAAUUUUAUUCAUAAUGCCCGCAAUACUUACAUUGAAUCGAUAAAUACAUUUGUACGUUUCGUUUCCAAAGCUAUUUCCUGAUCUUACAUUAACGAACACCUUAACGCAGUACAACGAACGCGAUCGAACGUGGUCGUCGUCCGGGGCCAUAGAAAAUCGAGAUAUUCUUUUGGAAAUCCUCAGCGAUGCCAUGGUUGUAGCCCCUUUGAUCCAACUUGCCGACAUCCAAUCGGAAGUUAAUGAUCACACGUUUUUCUAUGUUUUUACUCAUAAAAAUGUUUUAAACGAAUAUGACGUGGUAAACCAUUGAUUAUAAAUAACAAGUUCUCGAAUAUAAUUAAAAUGAUCCGUCUAUAUUGUGUUACCAUUAUGAUUAUUAUUAUAUUGUAGGUAAGAAAAAGUAUCAACGGGGAGGAUUUACCAUACGUUUUGGGCGUACCUUUGGGUGGUAAUACUAUCCACCUUAAAACUCAAUAUGAUCAAAAGGAAAAAAGAUUAUCAGAAAUGAUUAUGACUUAUUGGAGCAAUUUUGCUAAAACGGGGUAAAUUUUUAUUUUUAUUAAAAUGUACCUAUAUUAUAUUGUUGUGAACGCUAAUUACACUAAUUAUUUUACGAAUUUUAUUUAGAGACCCAAAUUUUUCAAAAAAAUCGUACCAAAAUGAAUUGAAGGCGAGUGUAAGAUGGCCAAAAUAUAACGUUGUAAAUCGUGCUUAUUUGGAACUAAGUUAGUAGAUAAUUAUUAUUGAUUUAAAAUAUUCAAUUUACUUACUUAAUAGGACCUUUUUAUAUAGUUGUUAUUUUAAUUUAUUUCAGAUUUAACUAAUCGAGUAAAAGGCAAUUAUAGAGCAAAUAAAUGUAAAUUUUGGAACGUGGAUCUUCCACAAAGGAUAGAAGAAAAGCGACAGAAAGACGCUGAACAAUCAAAAACAUCGUAUCCUACAAUAACCGUAAUACCAAAGGAGCCAACCCCUCCGUGGAUUGAACCACACUUUACCCUACCCACCAUACCUCCAGAAGACCCAAUGAUAAUAUCUAACGAAUCCUUAGAAGAUCUCAAUCCCGGUGAAGAACCUUCGGCCGAACCAUCCGACAAAAAAACUCAAGAAAACGUCGAAGCUUCGUCGUCCGUGGUCGUAUCCCUUAUUAUAAUUAUUGGAAUUCUUUUUCUAUUGGUAAACAUAUGUGCGUUCGGAGGAAUAUAUUACCAAAGGGAUAAGCUGAGGGUUAGAGAACGGUUGUUUAAUAACAGAUUCCAGUGUAAUGGUGCGAACACCAGUCGAACAUUUGACGAAGAUGACGACGACGUUUACAUGAAAACCGAAGAACCAGAAAUAGCAAAUGUACACAAGUUCAAUAAGACCCAAGCUUAUGACUCAGUAGCGUUGGCUAGUGUCAAACCGGAAGCCAUUGGCGGUAAACGAUUAGGCAAGUGGACAGAAAUAUCUAGACAGAGAAGUAGCAGUUCGGUCACUAUGGACCCACACACUAGGGUCAAGGAGUGGAUAAAUACGGAGAUAAUACAAAGGUAUUCGCCGAGGAUAUUGCGAAGGCAGCGGAGGGAAGAUAAAAAAAGACAAUUGGUUUGUGCCGAAGAUCCGUUGAUUAUGACACAAAAAGCGGUCGUUGCAGCGGACUCUAAAGCCGAGAAAUCGAGAAACAAAGUAAUCGAUCAUGCAAAUAGUUUUAGGUACUUGAGUUUUUAAUUUUAAUAUCGAUUAAAUCUUAUGUACAGGUUUCGGUGGCUAUUGAUGCCACGCCGGCGGCUAGGACCAUUAGCGUGUUAAAACAAACGCCAAUAGAACUGACAAAGUCCAUGGACACAAUGGGACACCUGGAACGAGUGGAAAUAAAACCGUCGUUGUCACUGGGCUCAAUCAAUAAGAAAUUUUUGACCAGAAGUGAUGCGUUAAAUGAAUCUGACGACAUGUUGUCGUCGCAAGACACGUUGCACAAGAGUUCUACUAGUAUUCAGUUGAAACCCGCAGCGAAGGAGAAGAGGCCCGGGAUUAAGGUCACUCAUGGGUAUUCAAAAUCAGAACCCGUAAAAAACAACCCGAAAGAACCUCUUUAUAGCCAAGUUAGUCUACUAGUUUACGGACUUAUACAUUUUAACAAACUGUAUUGGAAUUCUAAACCUCAAAAAAUUGUGUAUAAAUUUAAUUGCAUUUAAAUCCCUUGAAACCUGAAUAACAUCAUGAUAAUAUAUAACGUGGCGAGAAAUAGAAAAAUACCCAUGAGCAGAAGAGCUCAGCCAUGAGGAAUUAAUUUUCACCCACCUAUUUUGUUUAAUUGAUAUAUUCUUUGUAAAACAAAUAUCAUCAAAUACCCACUAUAAUAAUAAAAUGGUAUACCAUAUUAAAAUCAUGCAACUUUCAAAAAAAUGAGAAGUUUUGUAAAAGUUGAAAUGUUCUAAAGGUACUAAAGGUCUUGAUACUAAUUUACUUACGCAAAAAUGCCAUCCACUUAGCUUUAUUUAAUCUGUAGGGGUAUGUAAUGCUAAAAAAAAAAUCAACCUUCAUCAGCAACACCUUUUUUUCCUAGUAAAUUUGCUCCGAUUUUCACAUGUAUCAACUUUUCUGAAGGCUCUUUGAUUUUUGACGCUAUUUUUUAAAAAUAAAAGCACUUAGUGAGAAAAAAACAUAGGAAAACGUACAAUUUCACGAAUUCAUUAUUUUAUAAAAACACGGACAACGUUAUCUACCAGAAAAAAUGAUUAAUUCGAAAAAUUGCAAGAUACCUUUUUUGUCGCCUUAUUAAUUUACUUUCUCGCGGUAUCAUUGUCAAAACUUUUGAGCCACUUUUGAGCUUUUAAGGAAAUUUAAUUUUUGGGAAUUUUGUUUUGCUGUAAUUCAGUUAUAAAUACACGCAGAGACUUUUAACUUGGUAAUAACACUUAUAUUGGACUUACCCAGUCGUAGUAAAUUUUUGAAAUCACCGGACGACUUUUUUUUUUUUAAUAAGCGUUUUGAAAUUAAAUUUUAACAAAAAUCGCAAAAAAAUUCGAUUAAGUCUGCCGUUUUAACUUUUUUUACCUGAUGCCAACAUUUUUAAACGUUAUUCACCACACCCAUCGUAUUUGAAUAAAUCGACUAAAACCAACUAAAACCCUUAUUUCUUAUGUAUAUUAUGUUUUUCUAAUGUUAUGUAUGUUAUGCCGAAUUAAAAUUUAAUUUUUUCAUACAACUACUAUUUAAAAUAAUUAAUACAUUUUUUUUUUUAGUACCAUUGCACUAUUAAAAAAUAUAUCUGUCUUGUCUCGUCGCCCGUCCGUUCACUUAAAUUUUGAUGAAGCCGUGGCUCCUCAAAAAUACUUUCAACACUGCUUACCAGAAUAUUAGCAAUCUAAUCAAUUUAAAACCAAUCGAAAUACCAUAGAUAAAGAAUAGAUAUAAAAGAUGUAGGAAUAUCAUAGAUUCCUAUAUAAUAAAAAACUUAACCAUGUAUAUGUUGCACUCCAGAGGUGCAUUUGUCGAAUCCACAAAACGUUCGAUUUUUCGACGAUCCCGUAAAUUGGCCGAGUGAAUUCCCCAAUUUAUAAAAUGAGCGAAAAAAACUAUUAAUUUCAUUUAUCGGGCAAUACUAUACUACGGUAAUACACAAUAGUACUUGCGAUAUUUAUAAUCGUUUAAACGAUAUUUCCAAUACAUUAUGGAUUAAUAUUAAAUUAAUAUUACUUAAAUUACGCUAAAAAGUGUAAAAAAAAAAAAAUAAAAAAUCUUACUCCCAAGAAUACCGGUCGCUAUAAGUUUAUAAAACGGACAGCGUCAUUUGCGUCAAUCGUCUGUCCGUUCUAUGAACCAGGCGACCCCCUCGGCCCUUUCCCGGUGUAACGGGCGAAACCGACACCGGGCGAAUGCGACUGCAGGUAGUCAGUUUAGCCCAACGUCGCAUUCGCCCGGAGUCAGAUUUGCCCGGCGCACCGGAACGGGUGGAAAAUCGGGCAAAUAAUUCGCCUGUGGGGUGUAACAUUGCGCGGGUAAUCGAUGCAUUUCAUUUGCGACCGUGCGAAACCGUCAGUGUUGACAUCGAAUAUUAUAACAUUGUGUGUGACGAUGCGAUAUAACGUAACAUGUAUUCGGACAGGUGUGUAAGCCGAAACCGUCGUUGGCUCCGUCGUCGAAAAACACGAGUUUCGAGUCGAGCGCGCACUACGAGGACAUAAACGUCACUUCCAAGGAGUACGCCGUGAACGGUUGCGGCGUCAGCGCCGGGGAAUGCUGUUCGGACGGCGGCGGCGGGGUCCGCAGGAUAAAGUACCCGAAAGUGUUGCCGGACUUUCCGGUGCAAGGUGCCGCGGGCCCGGACUGCAACAGGCGACUGUCGUUGCCGCCGCCACUGGUGGUCAUACCGGAGGGCGGCGCGGUGAAGGUGCCGCCGCCGCCGCCGCCCAGAAUAUCGUCCACGCUGGGCCGGAAAAAAGACGGCGCGAAGACCGAGGCCACGAUUACCGUGCGGCCGUUCAACAGGCAGACGCAGCCGGACACCAUACCCGAGGAACACAAAUCGCCCGUGGUGCCGUGCGUGCCCAACAAGGUGUGCCCGGCGGUGGACGCGGCGGCGUCCGAGGUUCUGCCGGCCAAAAAGCCCGCCGGGCCGAGAAUCGUCAUCAAGGCCAGCUCGGUACAACAGCACCAUCCUAAUCAACAGCAUCCCAAUCAGCAACAUGCCAGUCAGCAGCAUCCCAAUCAACAGCAUCCUAAUCAGCAGCAGCAGCAGCAGCAGCAGAAGCAACCCAAGAGGACGAACAUACCGCGUGUCGUGCAUCCGCAGAACAGCGACAGGAACAAGCACGCGACGGCGGUCGGGGCCGAGGGCGGCGACACGGACACGGUCAAGCGGAAAAAAAAAUGACCUCUGGUCGUGCACUAGACGCGUGUUUUUCCUACGAAACUUUUGUACGUCCAUAAUAAUAUAAUGUAUACUAUUUAUCGUGGCGCCGCGUCAAUUAUCCGCGCACGUUUUUUUCGCGCGAAUAACCGUAAUAAUAUAUUGUAAAAACAAAUACUGCACAUUUAUCAAUCGGCGGUCGUUCGCAAAUCGAACGUUACGUUGAAUAUUACAACAAAGGUACAACACGAUCGAUUAACUUCAACUUUGUAGCCGCGGAUUAAGUGUUUUUUUUCUUUUUUUUUUUCUUUCUUUUUCUCUACAUCGAAUUUAGGUAUUCGGAACGUGAUUACGUUCGUAAUUGUUUCUUGACGACUCAAUCGUUUUCCACAUGAACACAUCCACCGCAUUUAAAUCACGUCAAACCCAGCCCAUGUUUUCCGAUACUGUGACGCCUUUCGACUAGUUCGUAAUUCCAACAAGAAUAUUAAACCGGUUUCGUAUCGAUAUUGCGUACUCGGUGUCGGUGGAUUGCGGCCCAGGUUUAUUAGAGGGAUGUAAGAAUUGCGGCCCGAGUUCAUGAGAGAGACUUACGAAUUGCGGCCACAUAACGAUUACCACCUCAUAUCGGCUUAUUAAUGUUAUCCAGGAAAGAGCUUCUAUAUUGCUAAUACGUUUUCUUCGUUUUUAUUCCAUUACUCCUGAAUUUUGUACAAGUCUCGAAUUGAAUUUCAAGUAACACAUCAAGGAUGUUAUACGUGUUACUAUGUUAGGAUGGCUAAUAUAGAAUGUCAUAAUGUUUAAUAUUGUUUAUCGUCUGUUGUUGUAUUUUAAAUUAGAUACCGAUUUCGAUAUGGCACGAUUUAUGCAUUUUUUUUUUUUAUAACUAAUAAAAUAUAUAAUACAUUUAGGUAUAUCAACGAUAAAGUUUCUAGAUAAAAAGGGUUCCUUGGGCCACAACUAACUUACAGCCGAAAAGUUUCCCGGGCCGGAAUUCACCGGUCUCGACGUCGAAAAUAACACGUCGGGUUGCAACUCACCAACAGUCUGUGUACCUGUCUACCGGCCUCGUCAACCGUUAAGACAGAACGCGUGUCAAAUAAAAUAGAUUCUAUCCAGUGAGUGAAAACCCGUCCUCGCCAUUUCGAUGAGUAGUUAGGUAAUAGAUAUUUUCGAGCGAAAAAUUGUCCGCGGAAAAUUGACGUGGAUCCAUUUAUUGUAUUGUGAAUGUUUUGUGUGUGCGUUUUUGCGCGCGUGUAUCUGCGAUUUGUAUGUAUUUCGCACACGCUGUAUAGUGAUAAAUGUAUAUUGUAUGUAAAUCUUUUUUUAUUAUAAUUUGUUUUUUUUUUUUUUUUUAAUAUAAAAUAGAAUUUGUAACUCCGGGUAUUCCGUCGGUAUGUCUCGAUCAGUAACCACGUACCUAUAAACAAUCGUUGGGAAAUAGACAGCUCUAAUUUGUUUUCAUUAUUAUAUAAUAAUUUUUUUUUAAGCGCAGUUUUAAAUACGAAAAACUAAACUUCAUAAUAAUUAUUAUUUACAGUUUUUCCCAGUUAGUUACACGUCCGAUGUAUAAGGGGUAACGUACUGUAAACAACAUUUUUGAAGAAAAAAAAAAAUGAAAAUUAUUGUUUAUUAUUAUGUUCAAAUUUACUUUAAAUUAAACGUACGAGUAUAAUACAGUGCCGUGUCGUUAUUAAAAGUUCCUAUUUUUUCUGUUUGUUGCGUAAUCGUGAAUUAAACUAAAACAUCUAAGGAAAAAUCGUCUCGAGUGAGACACGUUCGAUUAUAACUCCUACUCAGAGCCGGACUGGAAGGGUUCGGCCAAUUUACCUACAUUUAACGGUCCAGCGUAAAUUGAAAAAAUAUUACAAUUUGAACAAUAGUGUUUUUACCUUCAUCCACAUUUUAUAACAAGUAGGAUCUAGGAACUUUUUCUAUGUUGAUGACAAAGAAAAUGUAAAAUAUAUCAAUACAUAGGUAUAAAUCAGUAAC